GAUCUCCCUCUACUCUGAUCCCUCCAUCUGCAGUCACUCCACAAAACAAACAGCCCAACAAGAGCAAGACCUCCAAGACUGCAAACAGCCGGCUACACGGAGCCUGCUUCCUUCCCGCGGCGGGUGAACCGUGCUGUGACUGUGCCACAUCUGGCCUGCCGGCGCUCGGCAGCGGUGACCUCACGGCGUUAUCUCGGCCGGGCGUGGGAGGCGGCGGAGCGGCUCCUCGGCACGGCUCUGCCCCGCUGCGCGCCGCUGCCCGCGCAGAGAAGCAGCCUCGACUUCCACCUCCUUAGUGAGCAGCAGAGAUGGAUGCGUUCCAAACAAUCCUGAAGUUCUUUAUGAACAGGAAAACAGCUAUAGGUUACAGUUUUAUGGCACUGCUGACGAUGGGAGGUGAACGUGUGUUUUCUCUUGUUGCUUUCAGAUGCCCUUGCAGCAAUGAAAACUUCAGGUACGGUUUGGUAUUUCUCUUCUCGCCAGCUCUUGUUUUGCUGGUUAUUGGAUACUUCUUGAACAGCAAGACCUGGAAACUCUUCACAGGCUGCUGGGUGAAUCCCAGGAAAAUAUUCCCCAGAGGGAAUAUCUGCCAUUUCUUUUACGUCUUUGGACAAAUCACUUUAAAUGCUCUGGUAGCCCCAGUGAUGUGGCUUUCCGUGGCUUUGCUCAACGGGACUUUUUACGAAUGUGCCAUGAGUGGCUUGAAAAAUCCUGCCUACUUACAAGCAGUUUGCCACAGCAAAUCGGAGAGCUGCUUUGAAGAGCUACACAAAGUAGCCUGUGACAAAAGCUCCCUGCCCUUUUCAGAGAGUGAUGAACUGAAAAGAACACUUCAAGCACAGUCCCAGAUUUUAGGCUGGUGUGUGAUAGUUACCUCAGCUCUCCUCUCCCUGCUAACCACUUGCUGCGCCAGCUGCCAGUCAAAAGUCAGCCACCUCCAGCUGAUGUUCUGGAGAGUGUAUGAGGGGACGGAGAAGGAGCAACUGGAGCAGAUUUUCCAACUGUAUGCCACCAAGCUGAGCGAGCGAAACCUGAAGUGCUUUUUUGAAAACAAGGAACCAGAACCCAUUUCCCUGCCAGCUUUCCAGGCAUGGGAAGAUGCUUCCCAGCUCUACUCUUUCAGCAGCAGCAAACAGCAUUAUAGCACGAUUCACAGGCUAGUUGAAGAAGGCCAGAAAGGAACCAGUGAGGAAAGAGAGACAUUGCUGGACCUUGCGGACAGAAGGGAAGUACCGUAGACCAAGUAUAUUUUCAGCGUUUUUUAUAUCUUGUUAAUAUGGCAUACUUCUAGCUGGUUUUGUCUCUGUAUUUUUUUCACAAUGGCCUCUUUCUUCUUCAUCAUGUUUCCUCCCUGUUAGUUACUUGCUCCAAAAGGAUGGAAUGAAAUUAUUUCUCAACAUGAAUGAAAAGUUUGCAGUUCUCCACAGCACCCAGGGUUCAUGUCACUGGCUCAGCAUCAAGAGCUGACAGCACAAAGAAAGGAAAAAUGGUAUCUACAAGAGGGUUUUAACAACAUGCUAUGCAAAAUGUGCUAUAGUGUGCUUGUCCUAUGUAAGUCUAGAGACUAUCAACAAGUAAAGUCAUUUAAAGUGUGUGAAUAUAAUAACAA
Molecule: messenger RNA, 1609 nt
Organism: Onychostruthus taczanowskii (white-rumped snowfinch)
Lineage: Eukaryota; Metazoa; Chordata; Aves; Passeriformes; Passeridae
Product: calcium homeostasis modulator protein 5-like
Exons: 2
Coding region: 309-1238 (309 amino acids)
Molecular function (GO): monoatomic cation channel activity
Source: RefSeq, a predicted model, not a curated record